UAUAUAUUUAUAUACAUGCUGGUAUAUGGAACAAUUACAAUGGCGGGUGCAGAGUCAGGGUCACAGAAGAAGGUGUUCGACGCAGAAGCGGCGUCGUUUCUGGUGAAGGAGCUGAGAGAGAGCUUCGGGUCUGGAAGGACGCGAAGUUAUGAGUGGAGAGUGUCGCAGGUGAAGGCACUAUUGAAGGCGGUUGUUGAAAACGAGGACCAAAUCGUCGAUGCUCUUCGUUCCGACCUAGCCAAGCCUCCACUCGAAACUGUCGUCUACGAGGUUGGUAUGUUUAAAAACUCAUGUGAAGUCAUACUGAAGGAAUUGAAGCAUUGGAUGGUGCCAGAAAAGGUCAAAACUUCAAUCUCAACUUUUCCAUCUUCAGCUGAAAUAGUGCCUGAACCGCUGGGUGUUGUGUUGGUCAUCUCUGCAUGGAACUAUCCAAUUUUGUUGUCCCUCGAUCCAGUUGUUGGAGCUAUAGCAGCUGGUAAUGCUGUGGUUUUAAAACCAUCAGAAAUUGCUCCGGCCUCAUCAUCCCUACUAGCGAAAUUGAUUGAGAAGUAUAUGGAUAACUCAUUUAUAAGAGUUGUCGAGGGGGCAGUUGAUGAAACAACUGCAUUAUUGCAGCAAAAAUGGGACAAGAUUUUCUACACAGGUAAUGGAAAAGUGGGAAGAAUAGUGAUGACUGCUGCUGCAAAACACCUUACACCAGUUGUGCUAGAGCUUGGAGGAAAAUCUCCGGUUGUUGUUGAUUCAAAUAUCAAUUUGAAGGUCGCAGCUAGGCGAAUAAUUUCUGGAAAGUGGGGACUGAACAAUGGACAAGCAUGCAUUUCUCCAGAUUAUAUUAUAACAACAAAAGAUUGUGCUCCCAAGUUGGUGGAUGUCCUAAAGACUGAAUUGGAAAAUUGUUAUGGAAAAAACCCGUUAGAAUCAGAAGAUUUGUCUCGAAUUGUUAGUUCCAACCACUUUGCUCGGUUGUCAAAGCUAUUGAAUGAUGACAAGGUUUCUGGCAAGAUUGCUUAUGGAGGUGAAAAGGAUGAAAAAAAAUUAAGGAUCGCUCCCACUGUUUUAUUGGAUGUUCCUCAAGAUUCUCUAAUAAUGGGUGAAGAGAUAUUUGGUCCAUUACUUCCCAUCAUCACGGUCAAUAAAGUGGAAGAAAGUAUAGAUGUGAUCAACUCAGGAUCAAAGCCCCUCGCUGCAUAUAUAUUUACAAACAACAAAAAGUUCAAGGAGCAGUUCGUAAAGAAUGUUUCUGCCGGGGGUUUGCUCGUCAAUGACACUGUCUUACAUCUUGUGGUUCAUACAUUGCCAUUUGGGGGAGUUGGGGAGAGUGGAAUGGGUGCAUACCACGGGAAGUUCUCCUUUGAUGCUUUUACACACAAAAAGGCUGUUCUUUAUCGCAGUUUUGCUGGUGAUGCUUCAUUAAGGUAUCCACCAUACACGGAUACAAAGCUGAGAUUGAUGAAGGCUCUCAUUGGUGGGAGUAUCAUUGGCAUAAUUCGUGCUCUUUUCGGAUGGUCCUAACUUUAAUUCGUUUUGGAAUCUGGCUGUUGUUAAUGUAAUAAUUUAUCUUUCGUUCUGGUUAUUUUGUAUUUAGCAUGCUUAUUUAUUUAUUAUUAUUGUUUUUAAAGGAAAUACCAAUAAGAAAGAAUUGUGAGUUGUGACUGAAAUAGAAAAUUAAUUGUUGCUA
Molecule: messenger RNA, 1678 nt
Organism: Cajanus cajan (pigeon pea)
Lineage: Eukaryota; Viridiplantae; Streptophyta; Magnoliopsida; Fabales; Fabaceae
Product: aldehyde dehydrogenase family 3 member H1
Biological process (GO): aldehyde metabolic process
Cellular component (GO): cytoplasm
Molecular function (GO): aldehyde dehydrogenase (NAD+) activity
Source: RefSeq, a predicted model, not a curated record